This is a messenger RNA of Arachis ipaensis, 699 nucleotides long. Lineage: Eukaryota; Viridiplantae; Streptophyta; Magnoliopsida; Fabales; Fabaceae. The record is from RefSeq and is a predicted model, not a curated record.
AUGGAAGAUGAAAGAGAUGAAGUGUACAAAGGAGUGAAUAGUAAUAGCAAAGAGCACUUCGAAGGUAACUACGAAGCCGGUGACGAGGACAGGGAUGGUGAUGGGGAAGGUCUAGUCGUGAAAAAUGUAGUGGCUCCACCUGCAUUCGAUGAUUGUCAAAAAUAUUAUUGUGCGAGUGAUGACGACGAGGGCUUUGAGUGCCAAAAGGGUCCCAAAGGCUGGGAAAAUGGGAUAGGGGAUGCUGACGAUGGUAAAGGGUUUGGUGGUGCAACUGAUGCGGCAGACGGUGGUCUUAGCUGGCCAGUCAUCGUGAAGGACUUCUUGGGCAGAGAGUUUGCUACGGAGGAAGAUGCUUAUGCUGCCUACAAGGAGUUUGCUAGAUUUAGGGGUUUUGGAGUUCGAAAAGGAGAUGCUGUGCGUGUUAAGGGGGUUUUGAUUAGGAGAGACUUUUUCUGCCAUCGACAAGGUAUAAAACAUCCUAACCACUCUGAACAAGUAUGGGAGGAGAGGUUGGAGAGUCGAACGGAUUGCAAGGCAAAGUUGAAGAUUUACCAUGAUGUGCAACAUAACGUGUGGAAGGUCAGCACCAUCAUUGACGAACACAACCACGAGCUUGCUCUAACCAUAUUUACACAUCUCCUUCCUAGUCAUCGGAAGAUGAGUGACGGCGACAAGACCCAGGUUGAUAGUAUGAAGUAG